GAGAGUUCAAUCAUCUACUGGUAGCUCCAGCCAAAACGUGACUCCAGACCUUUUAUUUAUUUUGUUAGCUAGCUACCUUUGAAUUCAUUUCUCGCACAAGAUGUAACUUCCCACAGUGCACAGAAAAACGCUUCAUAAUACUCCUCGGUUUUAUUGGAUCCAGGAGAGUAGAUGACGUGCUGUUUUUGCCACUAAUGGAAGAUAUUGUUAUGCACUACUAUGAAUACGUUAUGCCGAGGUGAUUUUUGUUUUGAUUAAUUUUCUUCUCUAUUUUGUUAGUGAAUCUCAAUUUUUGGAUUUACCAUCACAUCGUGGAGAAGGAAAUACAUUAGAGGAAUAAAACAUUUUAUUUAGCGAGCUAGCUAUCUUGCUAGUUAGCUAUCGCCGGGGAUUUAAAUAAUCUGACGUGUUCCAAGAAAAUAGGAAGGAGAAAAUACCGAAAAAGAUUGAUGUGGCGAUUCUUUCUUUGCCAAAUAUAACUGGGAUUGCAGAAUGAGCAAGGAAAGACCCAAGAGGAAUAUUAUUCAAAAGAAAUACGACGACAGCGAUGGGAUCCCUUGGUCAGAGGAGCGAGUUGUGCGCAAGGUGCUGUAUCUCUCCUUGAAGGAGUUUAAGAGCGCACAGAAGAGACAGCUGGGAGAUGGCCUGGACUCAGGAAUCAAAAACCCAAAUGGGUCUUUGUCAAAUGGCCAGCUGAAAGGAUCGGGGCUGAAGGCAGGGUCGCUGGCUGGACACGGUAAAGACGAUGGGUCAGGGGGGUCAUCGCAAAGCACAGACGGCAGCAGCGACUACUCUGAGGACGCGCCUGUCAGGAAGAGGCCAAGGCUGCAAGCACAAAGGAAGUUCGCUCAGUCUCAGCCCAACUCGCCCAGCAGCACCCCGGUGAAGUUGUCAGAGGUGGUACUGCCCACCCCCACGUCCCAGAUCAGUGACCUCUCCAAGCGCAAGCCCAGGACUGAGGACUUCCUGACAUUUCUUUGUCUGCGAGGCUCUGCAGCGUUGCCCAGCAACAUGGCGUACUUCGGGAGCUCCCAGGAUGAAGAUGACCUCGAAGAUGAUGAUGAGGAGGAGUGUGAGGACGUGAAGCCAGCUGCCAAUGUAGCAUCGUCAUCCUGCCAGUCCACGCCACGGAAAGGCAAACCGCCCAUGAAGCACAUAGUCAAUGGACACGUUUGUAACGGUCAUGCGAAGGUAACGGGGGACAAGGACUCUGCUCUCAAACACAAAAGCAAGGAGGCCACGCCCGGGAGGGAGAGGGCUGAGCGUGCCGAGGGCCGACGGGAGCAUUCCUCACCCCCAGCUGCCGCUGACUCUCCAGCGGCCCCGCCCAGGGGCCCUGCGGCCAACGGCCUCCGUCACAGCAGGCCUGCCCAGGAGCUCCGCAAGCAGAUUUCGAAAGUGAAUGGAGUGACACGGGCCUCCUCCGUCAGAGCGCGCCCGCCCAGUGCCAAGAGGGCGCGGGGGUUCCGCCCACUGCCAUCCAAAACUGUGAAGUACACAGCCACCGUGACCAAGGGCCACGUCACCUACACCAAAGCAAAACGAGAGCUGGUCAAGGAAGCCAAACUCAGCCGCGGGAAGGCCGCUGUCACUCACUCGCCCCGCCCCAGCAGUCAUCGCCGUAACCACAGCAACCGGCUCCACCACGCCAAUGGCGCCGCCCAUCCUCGCCUCCACCACUCCAACUCAGGAAAAGCCCGGAGCAGCAAUGCAAAAACCCGCAAACAGGUGCUAUUACCCAACGGGCUGCACAAGGUGGCCAACGGGGGCUGCGCGCCGCCCAGGGGGCGGCUCAACGGGCAGCUGUGCGCCAGGGCAGAGUGCCGCCCCGGCCGCGAGGGCCUCCGCACUUCCAGGAGGCGUCUCGAGGCAGCAGGGGGCGCUGCUGUGACUGAGAAACCAGCCCCAGCUGACGUCGGAAAGGUCAAAGUACAGGUCAGCGGCACUCUGGAGACGCGCAGGAAGAGGGCCACUCAGGAGAAGGCUGAACCCAGCAGCCACGUCACCAAGGAGGCCGCACCCCCCAGCUCUGAGCAGCCGAGCCCGGCUCCACUUGGCCCGGCUCAGCCCAGCUUGACUCAGCCCAGCCUGACUCAGCCCAGCCCAGCUCCGCCCGCUUUGACUCAGCCCAGCCCCGAGCGCCAGCGGCCCAAGCGGGCGUCGGCUGGCAGGCUGAUGUUCACCAGACAAGCACAGCACAAGGUGCAGGCCGCCCCCGCCGAAAAAAACUCCUCUACCUCAGCCAGCGAGCCCUCCCCCACGCCAGUGAAACCAGCAGAGUCUAAAGCCGAGACGGAGCAGGAGAGGGAGAGAGAAAGGGAGAGGGAGAGGGAGAGGGAGCGAGAGCGUGAGCGUGAGCGAGAGCGUGAGCGGGAGAGAGAGAGGGAGAGGGAGAGGGAGCGGGAGCGGAGCCGGAUGGUCUGGGGCUCCAUGACAGAGGUGCCGGUGUUCAGGCCCAGCCAGCGGGAGUUCCAGGACCCGCUGGUGUACGUGGAGUCGGUGCGGGAGCAGGUGGAGCCGUACGGGCUGUGCCGGGUCAUCCCGCCCUCGGACUGGCGGCCCGAGUGCAAGCUGAACGAGGACAUGCGCUUUGUCACACAGGUGCAGCACAUUCACAAGCUGGGCCGGCGCUGGGGCCCCAAUGUGCAGCGCCUGGCCUGCAUCAGGAAGCACCUCAAAUCUCAGGGCAUCACCAUGGACGAGGCCCCGCUAAUAGGUGGCUGCGAGCUGGACCUGGCACGCUUCUUCCAGCUCAUCAACGACAUGGGCGGCAUGCAGCAGGUGACGGACCUCAAGAAGUGGAGCAAGCUGGCGGACCUGCUGCGCGUGCCCAAGUCGGCCCAGGACCGGCUGGCCAAGCUGCAGGAGGCCUACUGCCAGUACCUGCUGUCUUACGACUCGCUGUCGCCUGAGGAGCGCCGGCGGCUGGAGGAGGAGGUGCUGGCUGAGAAGGAGAACCUGGAGCGACGGAGAGGGCCCCUGGAGGGCCACUCGGAGAGCGCCCAGCGGACCCUGCUGCUGCCUCGCUACGAGCCCAAGAACGGCCUGGUCAACGGCCUGCAGCACAGCAAUGGCGUCCGCGGCAACCUGAGGGAGCUGGAUGCCCCGGUCAAGAGCUACCGGCGGCGACCCUUCGCUCAGGAAAAGAAGGGCGAUGGGGAAGAGGAAGAGGACGCGGAGGGUGUUCUUGGCGACCAGCACAAGUGCAUAUACAAGGGCAGGUCGGUGUCUUUAACCACCUUCUACAGGACAGCGAGGAACACCAUGAACAUGUGCUUUAACAAGGAGCCAGGGGCAGCUGAAGUAGAGCAAGAGUACUGGAGGAUAGUGGAGCAGAAGGAAUGCCAUGUUGCAGUGCAUUAUGGGAAAGCAGACACCAACACACAUGGAAGUGGUUUCCCUGUGGGAAAAUCAGAGCCAUUUUCAAAGCACGGAUGGAACCUCACUGUCCUUCCCAAUAAUUCAGCGUCCAUCCUGCGACACCUCGGGGCUGUACCUGGUAUGUCCCUCACCCAGCCAGGACCUACCUUUGUCAGUGAUGCGCAGAAAGCCUACCCUGACCUCACCUUCUUCUGUUGCAGUCUGAGAAUAAAACAACUUAGUUCAUUAACAUUCAGAGUGACCAUUCCCUGGCUGAAUAUCGGCAUGGUAUUUUCUACCUCCUGCUGGUUUCGAGACCAUAAUGGCCUUCCAUACAUAGAUUACUUACACACUGGUGCUGACUGUAUUUGGUACUGCAUUCCUGCUGAGGAGAAGGCGAAACUGGACAAAGUGGUGCAUACAUUGCUGCAGGCCAAUGGGACUCCAGGGCUGGAGAUGCUGGAGAAGAACAUCAUGAUCUCUCCGGAGGUUCUCCAUCGGGAGGGGAUCAAGGUCCACCGAACCGUCCAGCGAAGCGGCCAGUUCAUCGUCUGUUUCCCGGGCGCCUUCGUGUCCAGGGUCUGCUGCGGGUACAGUGUCUCGGAGACCGUGAACUUUGCCACCCCCCAGUGGAUGAACCUGGGAUAUCAGGCUGCCAAGGACCUGAAGUGUCGGCGGAUCGAAAAACCGUUUUCCAUGGAGAAGUUGCUGUACCAGAUUGCGACGUCAGAGUCCAAACGAGAGAACGGACACAUUCUGAGUACAAUCUCCACACUCAUCAAAGAUCUCAGGGAUAUAGAGAUGAAACAACGGCAGGAACUGUACAGGGCGGGGCUGCUGUGCUCCGCCCGCUACGGCACACACGACACCCAGACGCCCGCCGAGGGGAAGAAGAAGCCCCGCAAGUGGCUGGCGCUGGAGACGUCGGAGAGGCGGUGCCAGGUCUGCCAACACCUCUGUUACCUCUCCAUGGUGGUCCAGGAGAAUGAGAAUGUGGUCUUCUGUUUGGAGUGUGCACUGCGCCAUGUAGAGAAACACAAGUCCUGUCGCGGGCUCAAGAUGAUGUACCGCUACGAUGAGGACCAAAUCAACAAUUUGGUGAAUCAGGUGUGUGGGAAAGCGACCAUAAAGAACGGAGAGAACUGCAACGGCGCGGCUCUCGGCCGAACGUUGACCCGGCGCGGGCCCCGAAAACGUGCCACGGUCCAGGUGUCACUCUCCCGCCUCUCCUCCUCUCACCUCUCCACUAGCGUCUCCAGUUCCUCCUGAAGGCGUUGACUCAGCGCGCCUGG
This is a messenger RNA of Megalops cyprinoides (Indo-Pacific tarpon), 4652 nucleotides long. Its product is annotated as protein Jumonji-like. The record is from RefSeq and is a predicted model, not a curated record. Gene Ontology annotation, cellular component: nucleus. The transcript is spliced from 18 exons. Bases 493 to 4629 code for a protein of 1378 amino acids. NCBI's taxonomy places the organism in Eukaryota, Metazoa, Chordata, Actinopteri, Elopiformes, Megalopidae. Gene Ontology annotation, biological process: chromatin remodeling. Gene Ontology annotation, molecular function: DNA binding; histone demethylase activity.